AUGGUCAUAUAUGGAGUUUAUAUAGUCAGCAAAUCUGGUGGAUUAAUUUAUAACUAUGAUCAUAACAUACCAAAAGUAGAAACGGAAAAAACGUUUGGUUAUCCUUUAGAUAUUAAGUUGCAGUACGAAAAUAAGAAAGUUGUAGUAGUUUUUGGCCAGAGAGACGGAAUAAAUGUUGGCCAUAUGUUAUUAUCUAUCAAUGGAUCUCCUGUCACUGGAUGUACCACAGAAGAUGGCAGGGAUGUAUUUGAUAUUAUAGCAUCUAAGGAAAACUAUCCUUUAAGCCUUAAAUUUGGAAGACCAAGAGCCACAACCAAUGAGAAAAUAGUAUUGGCCAGUAUGUUCUACCCAUUGUUUGCGCUUGCAAGCCAGCUUAGUCCAGUGCCAAAGUGCUCUGGUAUUGAGAUUUUAACAGCUGACACCUUUAAACUGGCCUGCUUUCAAACACUAACAGGUGUAAAAUUCAUAGUGGUAACAGAUCCAAACAUGCAGGGGACGGAUGUUGUCCUCAAGCGUAUUUAUGAACUGUACUCUGACUACGCCCUGAAGAACCCAUUUUAUUCUCUGGAGAUGCCGAUCCGAUGCGAGCUGUUCGACACAUCGCUGCACACGUUACUAGAACUCGUGGAGAAAUCGGGGACUGCUAAUUUAUAG
Messenger RNA from Parnassius mnemosyne (clouded apollo), 654 nucleotides. The record is from the annotation of a GenBank genome assembly. Lineage: Eukaryota; Metazoa; Arthropoda; Insecta; Lepidoptera; Papilionidae.